AUGCCCAAGAAACCUAAAUUUCCAUACUGUGGGAAAAAUGUGGCUUGGAAGUCAAAGGGCAUUCAGUGUGAAGGUGAAUGUGAACAGUGGUUCCAUGCAGAGUGUAUUAACUUUAACUCUACAGACUACAGUGCCCUAGGCACCAGCUCAAUUGUGUGGAUCUGCAACAUCUGUGGAGUACACAAUAUCAGCAGGUCAGAUCUACUCCUUCCCAGUGCCUUCAGUAGCAACCUCAGCAGCCAAAAUCUGUUCAGCUAUUUGAACCACACUGACAUUGAAUCAUGCACUACAAAUGACAGCAAGGAUGAAGGCGAAAGUGAUGACUCACUAUGCCUUGGAUCACCAAAGUUCUCCUCCUCACCCAGAACAUCGAAAAAGAAACCCAACAACCCGACAAAGCCAAAGGCAAAAGUCUUAACAAUACUCAACGUAAACUGCCAGAGUAUUCGCGCUAAGAAGCAGUCAUUUGCAAUUCUUAUACAUCAACACAAUCCAGAUGUAGUAAUAGGGACUGAAUCCUGGCUGACGGAAGACAUACGCAGUAGUGAAGUGUUCCCCACUGACCACUACAACAUUGAAAGAAGGGAUAGACCCAACGAUCCCCAUGGCGGUGUUUUUCUUGCGAUCAGGAAGGAUCUUUUGGCAUCCAGAGAAAUUGAACUAGAAACUGACUGCGAGCUCAUUUGGUGCAAGAUCAGCAUGCCAGGAGCCAAGACUCUCCAUGUUGCUGCCUUCUACAGGCCCCACGAGGGAGAUGAAAUGAGCCUCACAGAGCUCGAAAGGUCCUUGUCAAGACUGAGCCCCACCCACUCUGUUGUAAUAGGCGGUGAUUUAAACUUACCGGGAUGGGAUUGGAGAAACCAACAAGUCGGCAAUUGCAGAUAUCCCAAUCUCCAUCGCAGACUGGGAUCUCUCCUUGAUGACCACGGUCUCACCCAAGUAGUUACUGAACCAACCAGAUACCAGAACACACUUGACUUACUCCUUGUCAGUAAUCCAACUGUAGUCAAUGAGGUUACCGUUGUCCCAGGAGUGUCUGACCAUGAUUGCCCUCUCGUCAAGCUAGAUGUGAGACCAACCAGGCGGCACCAGAUGCGGAGGAAAGUUUUACUCUACAGCAAAGCUCAGUGGGAGAAGUUUGGUGAGAGCAUGGAAGCAGUCAGAGAUGAGAUAGAAGCUAAAGUAACAUAUGCCUCUAUGAAUGAACUAUGGCUCAUCUUCAAGACUGGCAUCGAGAAGGGCAUCAAUGACUUCAUUCCUCAAAAGCUGACUCCACACAAAGCCAACUUACCAUGGGUGACAAAUGGCAUCAGACGACUCAUCAAGAAACGUGACAGACUGAGCAACGAGUGCAGACACCUCCGGAAGAGAGAGGGCCUCAUUCCAUAUGCUCUGGAAGAGCGGCUCCGUGAUCUCAAAAGAACACUCCAAUUCGCACUCAGGAAAGCUUACUGGAACUAUGUCGAGUCCAUCUUUACUGUUGAAGAUGAUGACGAAGGACCAGGGAAGUACAACUACAUGAAGAGAUUCUGGCAAUUCAUCAAGAAUAACAGAACUGACAGUGCUGGAAUUGCGGAACUCAAAUCUGACGGCGUGCUAUUCAGUGAACCUGCUGAGAAAGCUAAUGCCCUGAAUAGACAGUUCAAGAAGGUUUUUACCCAGGAAAUUCCAAUCCCUCCUCAUCUGUUGCCAGAUACGAAUCGAUGCCUGACAUAG
Molecule: messenger RNA, 1716 nt
Organism: Strongylocentrotus purpuratus (purple sea urchin)
Lineage: Eukaryota; Metazoa; Echinodermata; Echinoidea; Camarodonta; Strongylocentrotidae
Exons: 1
Coding region: 1-1716 (571 amino acids)
Molecular function (GO): catalytic activity
Source: RefSeq, a predicted model, not a curated record